UGUUGCAGUAAUAUUGCAAUCCAGGAAAGAUCAAACCACAAAAUGCAUCUGUAAUUGUUUGUUUUGUGGAUGUUUCUUUAACCGUUCAACCAAACGAAACGGCCAUCCAAUAUACCCUCGACCGAACACCUAAGCCAAAAGCCCUCUCUCUCUAGUUUUCCAGCCAGGACUGGUAGGAAAAGGAUCUGCUAAAAAAAGCCACAAUCUUUAUUCUAAUUCCUACAGCAAAAUGAAGAUAAAAGUAGUUCAUCGAAGUGAACCCCCAACUCAAGAACAUCGUAUUUCCUAUCCAGAUACACCCAAGAAGGAAGUUUUUGAUGAGGAACCACUUGGAACUCAACUCCCUGAACCUGACCCUGACCCUGACCCUGAGCCUGCUUCAAGCAAAGACAACAAUUUGAGUGUUGUUGAUGCUUCCAACCCAAUUAACUCUGUAACUCUAUCUGCCCAAACUCUCUCAUCUUCCUUGCUGGGUAAAAGAAGGAGGAAGCCCAAGGAGAUAAUUGAUCAGAUUUCACCAAUUCCCUUCAGGAGGAAGAGGGCAAUCAAGAAACAACCUUCUGCUUCUCAAUCCAACAAUGCAGUAGGUGAUGCUGGGGGCAAGUCAAUUAGCACCAAACAAGAGAGAUGUACAGCUGAUGGGUCUGGUACUGCUACCCAAAUGAAAUCACCAAUCAUCAUUCGAGCAGAGGAGUUCCUGUCAAAUAUAGGGAAUGAAUAUCCCAGCUUCAUGAAAUUAUUAGUUAGAUCACAUGUUGGUAGUUGUUUUUGGAUGGGACUUCCUGUGCCAUUCUGCAAGAACCAUCUACCGAGAAAGGACACUCCAGUUAUUCUUGAAAGCGAGACCGGCGAAGAAUUUGAGAUAAAGUAUAUUGCUGAAAAGACCGGACUUAGUGCAGGAUGGAGAAAGUAUUGCACUGCUCACAAGUUGGUUGAGGGUGAUGUUUUAGUUUUCCAACUAGUUGCGCCUACUAGAUUCAAGGUGUACGUCAUAAGAGCGAAUGAUCUAAAGGAGGUGGAUGGCGCUCUUAGCCUUCUAAAUUUGGAUGCACCUCCCAAGCAAAGUGAUGCAGAGGGAGCUCCUGCUCAUAACUUAAAGAAGCGUCAAAAGAAGUCUCUUCCCUUAACUGUUGUGCAUAGGAGGAGACGAAAGGCGGAUCUGAGUAAACAACUUCUGGCACUGGAGGCACAGUCGGGAAAUGAUAGCGAUGAGGUUGCUUCAGAAAGUUUAGAGGGCUCAAGGUCCUCUGGACUUGCUGUUAAUUUUAGAGACAUUAAGAACCUUGAGGAGUUCCACAUUUUGGUGAAUGGAGUAUGCAUAGACUCUGAACUUCCUGAAGAUAUAAGAAGAAAGUACUACGAGUUAUGCUGCAAUAAAAGCGCUUUUCUUCAUGAUCGUCUUCUACAAGGCCUUCAUUGUAAGUUGGUUGCUGGUGUGAUUUUUGAAGUCGUCAACAUUGCUGAUGCGAUAAGAGCUUGCAAGCUCACCACCAAGCGUACGGAAUUUGAUAUAUGGGAGAAGUCAUUGAAAUCUUUUGAACUUCUAGGCAUGAAUGUUGGAUUUCUGAGGACUCGUCUGCGCUGGUUGGUGAGUCUUGCAUUCGAUUCAGAAGGUGCUUCAGACACCAAGAGGUACUGGGAAGCUAAAAACGAGUGGUCUCGAGCUGAAGAUGAGAUAAGGAAUCUUGAAACAAAACUUGUGGAACUGAAAAAAACUUCUGAAAAAUAUGGUGCUGAUGUUGAGGCUCUGAAAUCAAAAGCUGAGAGCUAUGAGCUUAUGUUCCAAGGAGAAGUUAAUGCCCCAUGGUAGUGUUCUCUAUGUUUCAACUUUAUUUUAAGCAGUAUGCAGCAAAUGGAGAAUGUUGUUAGUAACUCUUAGUAACACUUAGAGAGCUUGAUAAUUGUACUUUUGACUGCUAAACUCUGCUGUUAUUGUGUUGAAGUACUAUGUAAGGUAGACCCUUGUGGUUCGGCCCUUUUCCGGACCCCGCGCAUAGUGGGAGCUUUAGUGCACUGGGCUGCCCUUUACUAUGUAAGCCUGAAGACCUAGCUAAGAUUUUCCAAGGACUGGUUUGCCAACAUUUUCGAGACUCUAUGAUCACUGUUUAAGUUUUGUUU
This is a messenger RNA of Nicotiana tabacum (common tobacco), 2118 nucleotides long. RefSeq names its product B3 domain-containing protein Os01g0234100. NCBI's taxonomy places the organism in Eukaryota, Viridiplantae, Streptophyta, Magnoliopsida, Solanales, Solanaceae. The record is from RefSeq and is a predicted model, not a curated record. Gene Ontology annotation, molecular function: DNA binding.